This is a messenger RNA of Arctia plantaginis, 2190 nucleotides long. The record is from the annotation of a GenBank genome assembly. NCBI's taxonomy places the organism in Eukaryota, Metazoa, Arthropoda, Insecta, Lepidoptera, Erebidae.
AUGCAGAGCACUAUCAAGGAACUCCUUGACGCUUUAGGAUGUACUUUGGAAGUGGACACUUUAUUAGAUUAUAUCCAAAACGAUCCAAACUAUGGUAACAGUAAUUUUUCAUCGAAGCAGGUGAACGAAUACGCACAGAGAUUGGCGCUAAAAGCUUCAAAUUCUAAAACAUUUUUAAAAAAAUACGAAGACCUCAAGAGCAAGAACACAGAUAACUUAUCAUAUAUAAUAGCAUUGUUUUAUAAAUUGGUAUGCGAUGAUAAGAAGUCAAAGAUCUCAAAGCCAAAAGUAGCACCAAAGCCUAUACUCGGAGACAACAAACAUCAAAUAACUAAAGAAGACCUUCCUCAGAUUAAAGACAAGCUCCUAAAAGCUGUAGACGAGAGCAAGAAAUUAGUAAUGAAGUCCUUUGAAGAGAAAGAGUCAAAGAUGAGGCCAAACUGGUACAGCAGCCUAGAACUACCUAAUUGGCAAAAGGACCACCCUUCCAUGUCAUGGGACUUCCCUAAAGAACCUGUACCAAUUAUUGCUUCACUAGCUGGAGUCCCAGUGGCUUCUCAGGAGAACAUUAUCAUUGAUGACUUACUGUAUGUCUUCUCUGGAAUUCCUGGGAACUAUAUUGUCCAUCAACCAGUAAAAGAUACAUUUGAUGCAAGGACUUUUCUUAUAUCCGAAGAUUUGGAUGAUGCACUAAAACAAAUUGUUCAACAAAUGCUUCCAUUAGCCUCUAAUUAUUCAAUAGUAAGGAGAUUCAUUGAAAAUUGCAACAUGUGGUCUGGUCAGGUGUUGCAUGCUUUGGUGGCAGCCAUUGAAAUACUUCUAAAAGAUUAUUAUACAAUGCUUGCACAAUUGGAAACUGAAGCAAUGUCUGGCAACCUGACAUUACAGAAACUUUGGUACUUUGUCUUGCCUACAAUGCACACUAUGCAGGUUCUUGCUUCCAUCGUCAGUAAUAUUGGAAAGAGUGAGUUGCGUGGUGGGGCUGUAUUAACAGUGUUACACGAUAAAACAAGUACUUUGAUGGGUGUUGCCAGAGUUCAAGAGAUUUCUUUAUUUCUCACUGAACGUGCUUGUCGGCCCUACCUAAAUAUUUUGGACCAGUGGAUACACAAAGGCACAAUUGUUGACCCCUUCCAGGAGUUCAUGAUUGAAGACAAUGAAUUAAUAAAUAAAGAGGAGCUCCCGGUGGAUUACUCAGCUGAUUAUUGGGAGAAACGGUACAGUGUACAGAAGGACAGAAUACCAGAGUUUCUUGAGAAGUUCACAGAUAUUAUUCUUAGAACAGGGAAAUAUUUAAAUGUUAUAAGCCAGUGUGGUAAUGCCAUAACUAAAACUAAUACAGAAGAAAUAAAAUACUCUUUAAGAGAGCAAAAUUAUGGUGCCAUAAUACAAAAAGCAUAUGCAUAUGCCAGCAAGUCGUUGUUAGAACUGCUACUCAAGGAAUAUGACCUAAUGGGACGACUGAAAUCUGUAAAGAAUUAUUUCUUGAUGAGCCAAGGCGAUUUUAUUGUUCAGUUUAUGGAUGCAACAGAACAGGAACUCUCUAAGAAAAUAGAUGAUAUUAUACCUUCAAAACUAGAAUCUCUUUUGGGACUCUGUUCAAGGUUAUCGGCGGCCAGCCACGAUCCUUACAAUGAAGAUAUGCGUGUUGAACUUCUUCCGUAUGAUUUGCAAUUCCAAAUGUUUAAGAUAUUAUCAAUUGAAACCGAAGAUGAAAAAGAUUAUAAGCAGAACAAGGACUGUCCGCCACUCACUGGUAUAGAAACGUUCUCCUUCGGCAUGGAAGUAAAAUGGCCGGUGUCACUGAUAUUAAAUCAUAAAGCUAUUGCCUGCUAUCAGAUGAUAUUCAGACAUCUGUUCUAUUGCAAACAUGUUGAAAGACUACUUUGCAGGGUAUGGCUUUACAACAAAGUGGUGAAGCGUUUUUCGGAGGCGCGGCUGUACGCGGAUGCGUUUGCAUUGCGACAGCGUAUGUUGAGCUGCAUUCAGCAUCUGCAGUACUAUAUGUGCGUCGAGGUCAUCGAGCCGUCCUGGUGCCAGCUCAUACAGAGCCUUGACAAGAUGAAUAAAAAUGUUAGUAACAUGCAAUUCCGUAUACCGUAUUCGUACCUUGUAUUAACUGAGAUACGCAGUCCUGUUGAAGAUAAUGUUUACAAUGUUUUUAAAGAUAACACUGAAGGUCGUUAUUAA